AUGACAGUGAUGAAGAUGGGGAUGAAUAUGAAAUCGGAGACGAUGACGCUGAUUUUGGUGAACCUGGCGGGUAUCAUGGAAAGAGCAGACGAAUCUCUGCUUCCGGGUGUGUACAAGGAGGUGGGGGCGGCUCUGCACACUGAUCCAACUGGACUCGGGUCCCUGACUCUCUUCAGAUCCCUAGUGCAGACCUCUUGCUAUCCCCUAGCCGCCUACCUCGCCCUCCGCUACAACCGCGCCCAUGUGGCAAUAUCGAGAGGUCUGAAUGGUAUAGGACUUGCCAUAGUCACACCAGCCAUUCAAUCCCUUGUUGCAGACUCAACUGAUGAGACCAAUCGUGGUAUGGCCUUUGGAUGGCUACAAUUGACAGGAAAUAUUGGCUCAAUCAUUGGUGGGCUAUGUGCAGUGCUUAUUGCUUCUACGUCCUUCAUGGGUAUCCCUGGAUGGAGAGUAGCUUUCCAUCUGGUUGGUCUAAUCAGUGUUACAGUUGGUAUUUUGGUCCGCCUCUUUGCCAGUGAUCCCCGCCAUUCUGAUUCUCAACCAAAGAAUGAAAUCCAACAUAAAUCCUUCCGUUCAGAACUCAAGGAUGUGCUUAUACAAGCGAAAUCAGUAAUGCAAAUACCAUCUUUCCAAAUAAUUGUGGCCCAAGGUGUGUUUGGAUCUUUUCCCUGGUCAGCCAUGUCUUUUUGCCCUAUGUGGUUAGAGCUUAUUGGCUUCUCUCACAAGACAGUGGCAUUGUUAUGGACGCUUUUUGUCAUUGCUGGUUCACUUGGAGGGUUGCCUGAUGAUCCUUCUACUGCAUUUCUGCACGGUAUGGUCUUGUUCAUCAUGGGAUUAAGCAUAUCGUGGAAUGGUCCAGCUACAAACAAUCCAAUAUUUGCAGAGAUAGUUCCCGAGAGAAUGCGUACCAGCAUCUAUGCUUUGGAUCGAUCUUUUGAGUCCAUACUAGCUUCAUUUGCUCCCCCAAUCGUUGGCAUUCUGGCUCAGCAUGUUUUUGGAUAUAAACCAAUUCCAAAAGGAUCAUCAGACUCAGAAGAAAUUAAAACAGAUCGAGAGAAUGCCAUACCACUUGCCAGGGCACUAUACACAGCAAUUGGCAUUCCUUUUGUAAUAUGUUGCACUUUCUAUUCCUUUCUCUACUGCUCUUAUCCCAGGGACAGAGAGAGGGCAAGGAUGCAUGCUCUGAUAGAAUCGGAGAUGCAAAGGAUAGAGACUACUCCUUCGGCAGAAGAAUACUCUCAAAUUCAUAUUGUAGGAUUGAAUGAGCACCAGGAAAAGGAAAGAAGUGUGAGUGAGGUUGAAUAUGGAGAGGAAAGCCUUGAUUUUGACGAGAAUGAUGAGAAGAAGCUACUUUCCAAUAAGCUGCCACUGUCAGAUUCAGUUGAAUAG
Thlaspi arvense is the source of this 1389-nucleotide messenger RNA. The record is from the annotation of a GenBank genome assembly. Lineage: Eukaryota; Viridiplantae; Streptophyta; Magnoliopsida; Brassicales; Brassicaceae.